GUGAUUUUAUUCCAACAAUAAAUUUGCAUUCUCUCCAUCUCUGCUAACCGCAACAGCCAUGACUUAUGUGCUAGAAGGACACGAGCAUCGUGUAUCCGACGUUAACGAAGGUUUUGAAUGCGAUGCUUGCAAUCGAUCCUACGGUGAUGGCUACUCAUGUGGUGAAUGCAAGUUUACGAUACACAAGAAAUGUGUAUUCGUGUUCAACAUACAAGCGAGAAUCAACCACCCUUCUCAUGAUGGGCAUAGUCUUGAGUUUCUGACAACCGGAGCUCCUGAUCACACAGACCCGAAAUGCCAUCUAUGCGGUAAAAACACGAAGCGCCUUCUCUAUCAUUGCUAUGAUUGUAAAGUCAAUUUGGAUAUCGAUUGCAUAAUUGAUUCCUUGUGUGCUCGAUCUGAUCUGAAUAUGGAGUGGCACCACCAUCCCCUACUGAUGGUUGACUUAAAAGCUUCUCUUAUGUCAUGCGACUUUUGUCAUGGUACUAGCAAACAUGGAUAUUGCUGCCCUCGUUGCAGGUUGGUGAUUCAUGAGGGAUGUGUCUCUGUAUUUGAAUCACCAGAGAUUAUUCACCCUUCUCAUGUCAGACACCCUCUUAAGCUUAUCUCCAGUGGAGCUCCAGAUUAUACGGACCGAAGUUGUGAUAUAUGUGGAGGCACUACUGGGAACUUACUAUAUCAUUGUGAUAUAUGUAAGUUCAGCUUGGAUCUGGAUUGCGCGACUGAAGGCCCUCCACCAGUUUCUCUAUCAAAUAUGAAGAUCCAUAAGCAUACACUCACACAUGCCAAAAUUGAUCUCCUUCGUGUGUGAUGCUUGUGGGACGAAAGGCGAUCGUUCUCCUUACAUCUGUGUUCAAUGUGAUUUCAUGAUCUUCCAUCAAAAGUGUGCUCGUUUACCACAGGUUAUAAACGUCAAUCACCAUGACCACCGCGUUUCCUUCAAAUAUCCGCUUGGUCCUGGAGAAUGGAGAUGUGGAGUUUGUUGGGAAGAGAUUGAUUGGUCAUAUGGGGCUUAUUCUUGUUCUGUUUGUCCUCGUUAUGCUAUUCAUUCACUAUGUGCAACAAGGAGAGACGUAUGGGAUGGGAAAGAGCUUAAUAGAGUACCGGAAAAGGUUGAAUAUAUCGAACCAUUCAAGAGAAAUGAUGACAACACAAUCACUCAUUUUGCUCAUGAACAUAACCUCACGAGCCUCGGUCAAGGUGGUGAAGAAAGUAGCUUGUGUGGAGGAUGUGUUUGUCCCAUAGGUUCUUGCACAUUCUACAAGUGUUUAGAAUCGAAAUGCAGUUUCAUUCUCCAUGAAACGUGUGCUAAUCUACGUAAGAAGAAACGGCAUUUUCUGAGCCCACAACCUUUGACGCUUUGCCUCGAAAGUUACCUCCUCCCAUAUUCUUGCGAAGCUUGUCAUCAAGUUUUUUUCCACGGAUUUAGUUACUCUACAUAUUUAAGAAAAUCCUUGGACAUAUUUUGCAGUUCAAUUACCGUGCCAUUAAUCCAUGGAAGUCACGAUCAUCAUUUACUCUACCUCAAACAACGAUUCGGUGACGUGAAGACUUGCCAGAGCUGCGGCAUGGAUGAAACAGAAGUUGUCAUAGGUUGUAUGAAAUGUGAUUACUUUUUGGAUUUCCGUUGUGCCACUCUACCAUUAACAGUAACGCUACCCAGGUACGAUGAUCAUCCACUCACUCUAUGUUAUGGUGAGGAAAAGGCAAGCGGAAAAUAUUGGUGUGAUAUUUGCGAAAGAGAAACAAAUCCAAAGACUUGGUUCUACACUUGUAAAGAUUGCGGGAUCACUUUACAUGUCUUUUGCGUAGUUGGAGAUAUCAUAUACGCCAAAGAAGGGAAACAUAUUAUCUAUGAUGAUAACAGUUUGCUGUCUAACAAUAGCUCUUCACGACCACUUUGCCACAACUGCCAUUGCCGUUGCCCAGGUUCCUUCAUUCUUAGGGCAGAAAAGUGGGGCUACAGUGAAAAAAGGAGAGAAGUCAAAUUCUUUUGUUCUUAUUAUUGUUUCAUAAUCUCGGGGUACGCCGAAAGGGAGGUCUCCAAAAUUAAGUUGAGAAGUCCUCCUUGGACAAUUGGAAAUCAAAUCCAAUUGAUGGAGUAGCAAAACCAUCAAUAAAACUAGUACGUCGAACAUAAGUGAGAAAUAGAUGAUUUAUGUUUUCUUUCUCUUUCUUUCUUUCUUUCUUUUUUUUUUUUUUUUUUUUUUU
Molecule: messenger RNA, 2211 nt
Organism: Arabidopsis thaliana (thale cress)
Lineage: Eukaryota; Viridiplantae; Streptophyta; Magnoliopsida; Brassicales; Brassicaceae
Product: Cysteine/Histidine-rich C1 domain family protein
Exons: 1
Coding region: 783-2105 (440 amino acids)
Source: RefSeq, marked reviewed